Molecule: messenger RNA, 7147 nt
Organism: Bicyclus anynana (squinting bush brown)
Lineage: Eukaryota; Metazoa; Arthropoda; Insecta; Lepidoptera; Nymphalidae
Gene: Sra-1
Product: cytoplasmic FMR1-interacting protein
Biological process (GO): axon guidance; regulation of translation; regulation of actin filament polymerization
Cellular component (GO): synapse; SCAR complex; neuron projection
Molecular function (GO): small GTPase binding; RNA 7-methylguanosine cap binding
Source: RefSeq, a predicted model, not a curated record
UGACAGAUAAUAUGUGAGAUUGUUUGUGUGAGUGGUGCGAGUUAUUUGUAAUUUUGUACUAAAAAUAUAAUUACUAUUUCAAAUUACAGUACAAAUAUGUAUUCAUUAAAUUAAUAUACGUUUACUAUUCCUUGCUGAUAAGUUUAUCAUCCAUGUGUUUAGUUUUGUAAGUACAAUUAUUGAUGUUUAUGUGUGAAUUUAUUACUUACGAAAUUUACAUCGUUUAAUUGUAAAAAUAAACAUGUCUGUGAGUGAAAAAGUGUCCCUUUCGGAUGCCCUGAGCAACGUAGACGUUCUGGACGAGUUAACAUUACCAGAUGAACAGCCAUGCAUCGAGGCAGCUCCCUGCUCUAUCUUGUACCAGGCCAACUUCGACACCAACUUUGAAGACAGAAAUGGCUUCGUCACGGGCAUUGCCAAGUACAUUGAAGAGGCCACAGUUCAUGCCAACUUGAACGAGCUGCUGGAGGAAGGCAAUGCCCAUGCAGUAAUGCUGUACACCUGGCGUUGCUGCAGCAGGGCCAUACCACAGCCGCGCUCCAACGAGCAGCCCGACCGCGUGCACAUCUACGAGCGCACCGUGCAGGUGCUGGCGCCCGAGGUGGACAAGCUGCUGCAGUUUAUGUACUUCCAGCGUAAAGCGAUCGAGCGCUUCUGCGGCGAAGUGCGCCGUCUCUGUCACGCUGAGAAGCGUCGCGACUUCGUCUCAGAAGCGUACCUUCUGACUUUGGGCAAGUUCGUCAACAUGUUCGCUGUGUUGGACGAACUGAAGAAUAUGAAGAGCUCUGUGAAGAAUGAUUACUCUACGUACAGACGUGCGGCCCAGUUCCUCAAAGUGAUGUCGGACAGUCAGAGCCUGCAAGAGUCUCAGAAUCUGUCCAUGUUCCUGGCCACUCAGAACAAGAUCCGGGACACUGUUAAGGAUGCCCUGGAGAAGAUUAACGGCUACGAAGAGUUGUUAGCAGAUGUGGUGAACAUAUGCGUUCAUAUGUUUGAAACGAAGAUGUACCUUACUCCGUCGGAGAAGCACAUGCUCGUCAAGGUGAUGGGCUUUGGCCUUUUCCUGAUGGACUCCGAGAUAUGCAACAUCAACAGACUCGACCAGAAAAAGAAGCUGCGCUUGGAUCGUAUUGACAGGAUUUUUAAGAACCUCGAAGUGGUACCUCUAUUUGGGGACAUGCAAAUAGCCCCGUUCAACUAUAUCAAGAGAUCCAAACACUAUGACCCUAGCAAGUGGCCGCUAUCAUCAAGCCCGAACCCGCUGUCACCGCAAGCUGAUCUGAUGGUCCACCUGCCACAGAUAAGAGAAGAACAUCAGAACUACAUAUCCGAGUUGGCCAGAUAUAGCAACGAAGUGACCACAACCUUCAAGGAAGCAGGCUCCGAUGCAGAGAACAAAGCGGUGACGGAGCUGUGCCUCCGAGGGCUCCAGCUGCUCUCCUCCUGGUGUUCCGUGCUGACGGAGCUCUGCUCCUGGAAGCUGCUGCAUCCCACGGACCACGCCACCAACGCGUACUGUCCUCCUGACGCUGAGGAGUACGAAAGGGCGACGCGCUACAACUACACGCGGGAGGAGAAGUUCGCCAUGAUCGAAGUGAUCGCCAUGAUCAAGGGGCUGCAAGUGCUCAUGGCGCGCAUGGAGACGGUGUUCGCGGACGCGGCGCGCCGCUCCGUGUACGCCGAGCUGCAGGACUUCGUGCAGCUGGCGAUGCGCGAGCCGCUGCGGAAGGCCAUCAAGAACAAGAAGGACCUCAUACGCAGUAUAAUAGUGUCCGUGCGCGAGACGUGCGGCGACUGGGCGCGCGGCUGCGAGCCGCAGCAGGACCCGGCGCUGCGCGGGAAGAAGGACGCCGAGGCCAGCUUCACCAUCAAGGUGCCGAGGAGAAACGUCGGUCCCUCAUCAACCCAGCUGUACAUGGUACGCACGCAGCUGGAAGCCCUCAUCUCCGACAAGUCGGGAGGACGCCGGACCCUCAGGAAGGACCUGGAGGCGGCGGCCUUGCAGCAGAUUGAGGCCUUCCACCGGCAGAGCUUCUACUGGGCCUACCUUCUGAACUUGGCUGAUUCUCUGGCGAAAUGCUGUGACCUGUCCCAGCUGUGGUACAGAGAGUUCUACCUGGAGAUGACCAUGGGCAGGAAAGUCAACAAAUGCACAGUGCGUCAUCAGCACAACGAAGAGUGCAACGACCUCAUCACCAUGGAGAAGCGCAUCCAGUUCCCCAUAGAGAUGUCCAUGCCGUGGAUCCUCACCGACCACAUCCUGAAGAGCAAGGAGCCGGCCAUGAUGGAAUACGUGCUAUAUCCCUUGGAUUUGUACAACGAUUCGGCGCAGUACGCCUUGACAGUGUUCAAGAAGCAGUUCCUCUACGACGAGGUGGAGGCUGAGGUCAACUUGUGCUUCGACCAGUUCGUCUACAAGUUGUCCGAACUGGUUUACGCGCAUUACAAGCAGUUGGCUGCGAGUAUGUUGUUGGAUAAACGCUACCGCGCUGAAUGUGCCGCGCGCGGCGCCAGCACUGGGUGCGGUGCGGGUCGGUACGCGUCGCUUCUCAGGCAGAGACACGUGGCUUUGCUUGGACGCCAUGUUGAUUUGUGUGCCUUGGUUGCGCAAAGAAUCAACGCGGAUAUGCAUCGUGCCCUGGACGCGGCCGUGGCCAAGUUCGAAGCUGGUGAUAUUACUGGUGUUGUGGAGUUGGAAGGUCUCAUAGCAGUGAACCGUCUGUGCCACAAGCUGCUCAGCCGGUACCUCACACUGGACGAGUUCGACGCCAUCUUGCGCGAGUCCGACCACGGCGUGCUCGCUCCGUACGGCCGCAUAACCCUGCACGUGUUCUGGGAGCUCAACUACGACUUUCUGCCCAAUUACUGCUAUAACGCUGCCACUGAUCGGUUUGUGAAGUGUCGUCGUAUCCAGUUCGCCGCGCAAGUGCAGCGCGAGAAGCCGCAGCAGUAUGGGCACGCGAUGCUGUGGGGCUCCAAGCAGCUCAGUCUGGCUUACUCCGCACAGUAUGCGCAAUAUAACGGCUUCGUGGGUCCUCAGCAUUUGCACGCACUGGUCCGCCUCCUGGGCUAUCAGGGGGUCGCGGUGGUGGUCUCCGAGCUGCUGGGUGUGGCACGCGGCUUACUCCACGGGACCCUAGCGCAGUUCACAAGAGCCUUGGCCGCUGCCAUGCCCAGGCAUUGCAAGCUGCCCAGAUACGAUUAUGGUUCUAAUGGCGUGCUGGGCUACUACCAUGCGCAGCUGACUGACAUUGUGCAAUACCCCGACGCCCGCACAGAGCUAUUCCACGCCUUCCGCGAGCUUGGCAACAUCAUAUUGUUCUGCAUGCUCAUCGAACAGGCUUUAAGCCAAGAAGAGGUGACAGAUCUCCUUCACGCGGCACCGUUCCAGAACAUUCUGCCACGGCCAUAUACUGCAGAGGGUGAGAAACCGGAAACUAAGCAGAAGCGUUUGGAGGCGAAGUACUCUGCGCUUCAAAUCGUGCAAAACGUCGAAAAAUAUGGCACCGCUAAGCAAAGCCAACUGUCGCGCGAGGGGGACCUGUUGACGCGCGAGCGGCUGUGUUGCGGCCUGUCGCUGUUCGCGGUGGUGCUGCGCAGGCUGCGCGCGUGCCUCACCGCGCCGCAGUGGCCCGCGCCCCCUGCGCCCGCGCACCACGGCCCGCUGCAGACCGACGACACGCAAGAGUUCCACAGAUUAUGGUCAGCUCUGCAAUUCCUCUACUGUAUUCCGGUUGGGGAGACACAGUUCACUGUUGAGGAGCUGUUUGGCGAAGGCCUGCACUGGGCAGGCUGCACCAUCAUAGCGCUGCUCGGCCAGCAGCGGCGCUUCGAGGCGCUGGACUUCUGCUACCACAUCCUCAGGGUCCAGCGGGUCGACGGCAAGGACGAGCUGGUCAAAGGCAUCCCCCUGAAGCGCAUGGUGGACCGCAUCAGACGCUUCCAGGUGUUGAACUCGCAGAUCUUCAGCGUGCUGUCGCGCCACCUGGCGUCCGACGACGAGCGCGCCGGCGUCGAGCACGUGCGCUGCUUCCCGCCGCCCGCCGCGCACCACCACAACUGAGCACGGGAGCACGUGCGCCGCUUCCCGCCGCCCGCCGCGCACCACCACAACUGAGCACGGGAGCACGUGCGCCGCUCCCCGCCGCCCGCCGCGCACCACCACAACUGAGCACGGGAGCACGGGAGCAAGGCGAUACAUAUAAAUGAAAUAAUGUAGUGUUUAACUUUACUCGAUCGUUUAUUAUGCUGCCGAAAACAAUAUUAUAUCACGGUGGCUGCGGCACGAGGUCAAUUAACCUCGUACCAGCAAAAAAUGCUUUUAAGAGAGAGUUUAGAGAUUGAUAAACCUCGUUCCGCACCAUAAAAAGUUUUAGUACGAGGUCAUAAUAGAACUUUAUGUGGUGUGGUACGAGGUCAAUUGACCUCGUGCCGCGGCGAACGUGUUAACAGAGCACAAAUAAAUGAAAUCAUGUAUCCUUACCCUGAGAAAAAAAAUGGCUGGUUGAUUAUGCGCUUCCAUACAAAAAUUUCAAAUCGCUUUUUACCUUACUUUUUUUGUAAACUCCUUUACAAAAGUUACUUUUUGCAAUCUUAUUAUUUCGUUUCUUUGUCUAGCACUCUUGCUUUUUUUUUUAAUUUUACAUUCACUUCUCAUGAAAAAAAUCGAAACUGCCUGAACAGUAGUUGGGAGCUGUUUCGAUUUUUUUUUAUGAGAACACAGAAUAAAGAAUGAUACAGAAUGAGUCUUUACAAGCAGCGUUACAAGCAUGGGGCCGGUGAAACCCAUAAAAAACACAAACGCGUCACGCGUCUCCUUGACAACCGUAUAUACAAACUUUUUCAUAAUUUGUAUUUCUAGAUUUACAACAAUUACGUAAAUUCAUAUAUAAUCAUAGGCAAUACUAAUAUUAUAAAGCGGAAGAGUGUGUUUGUUUGUUUAAUUGAACGCGCUAAUCUCAGGAACUACUGGUCCGAUUUGUAAAAUUCUUUCAGUGUUAGAUAGCCCAUUUAUCGAGGAAGGCUAUAGGCUAUAUAUAAUAUCCCCGUAUUCCUACGGGAACGGGAACCACGCGGGUGAAACCGCGCGGCCUCAACUAGUAUAAUCAAUAAUUAGCAAUAAAAAAAUACUCCAUCUGAUUUUUUUAGUUUUUUUAACAGUUUUUAAUAUAUUUAAAAACAUUAGACGCCAUUUUUUUUUUUGAAUAAUAUUGAAAGUUACUGAUGCGACGCUUCGUGUAGUACUGACUCGAGAAUGUAUUAGUUUUUGAAUUACAUGCACUCUAUCUGCCUAUAAUUCUUUAAUCUGUGGAUGACAAGUAUAUUUUUCUAUAUGUAUUUACAUAGUCAUUCCAAUCUAAGUUUUUUCUUAACUUAGUCUUUUUCUAAACUUGAUUUUUUUUAAUAUACUUACUUUGUGAAAAUGAAUUCAAUUUAUGUAUUUUCUACGUACUAAUCUUUAAAAGUAUUUAAAAUAUUCGCCAAAAAAAACCAUAGUUUGUAACUACACAUUAAUUUAAUUAGUUCUAAAUUAUUAUUAUAUUUAAUUAGCUUUAAUAGUUAUUAAUAUUAUAAUUUAUAUUUAAGAAAUAUUCAAACUUAAUAAAUUAUGAACAACCAACUUAAAUAUUACAAAAUAUUAUGAAUAUAUAAAGUACUAAUAGUUUUGAUUACAGGUCCUGGGUUCGAUUCCCGGUUGAGUCAAUUGAGGUUUUCUUAAUUGGUCCAGGUCUGGCUGGUGGGAGGUUUCGGCCGUGGCUAGUUACCACCCUACCGACAAAGACGUACCGCCAAGCGAUUUAGCGUUCCGGUACGAUGUCGUGUAGAAACCGAAAAGGGUGUGGAUUUUCACCCUCCUAUCAAGUUAGCCCGCUUCCAUCUUAGAUUGCAAUGUCACUUACCAUCAGGUGAGAUUGUAGUCAAGGGCUAAAACAGUUGCCUAUAGGUUAAUCCAGGCAGUGGCGUGCACAUCAUAUAUGCAAAAAAUCACUGCAUACCCUAAGGACUUAAUACAAACCUAUGUUAAACCACAAAAUUAUAGUUUGACAAGGAAUUUGCCCAAUUUUUACUGUUAGUGCACACCCCAGUUAAAUACCUUAUGCACGCCACUGAAUCCAGGGUAUAUCAAAUCCAUUCGGUAGUUUUUGCUUGAAAGAGUAACAAACUAUCGCGUUUUUAUUACACCCGCGUAAUUGUCGUUCCCGUUGGAAUACUGGGAUAAAAUAUGGCCUAUGACACUCGCAAAUAACGUAGCUUUCUAUUGGUAAAUCAUUUUUAAAAUCAUUUUAGAAUUCUUACCCCCUACAACCAAACUUAACAUAAAAGGAAUAAAUUACUAAAGUUUAUUUUUAUUUAAUAAUUUGUUUAUUUAUAUACCUUAGUUGUGUCAGUGUAUAAUUUAUUAAGUUUUAAUUCUUUCAAUUAUAUUCAAUGAAAUAUAUGUGUAUUCAGAAAAUUAUUCCAUUAUAUCUUAUUAAAUUAGAUUUAUGUAUUACGUAAUAAUGUAUUAUUAGAAUUAUAAUAAUAAUAAUCAAUAGUUUUUUUUUAUAAGUUUUUAGUAUUUUGUACGUAAUAUUGUUCAAAAUUAAACAAAGGAGAAAUAAAUAAAUGAGAGAUCAAUAGUUUUAAGUACUGAAUGGAUUUAAUUUAUUUACAAAGUAAAAACUAUGCAUUCUAGAGAAGCUGUUCCAAACAAUAAUCUUUUUUAACAUAAAAAUUGACUUUAAAGAGGUAUUCUAGUUAUUUUGAUUUUAACACAAAACUACUAAACCGAUUUUCAUGAAAAUGAAAUGGGACCAAUCUGGAAGUGUACCCUUUCAAACAAAAAAGAAUUUUCAAAAUUGGUUUAUAAAUUACAAACUUAAAAAAAAAAACAUACGAACCUCCUUUUUCGAAGUCAAUGGAGUAUGCGUUUCUUUGGAUAACGAAUUUUGUUUCAAAAUUAAUUUUAUUUUUGGCCUUUGCAUGCAACUAUAAAUGUUGCAAUUUAUUUAUAGGUUAUAAUUUUUUAGAUUAAGAAUUAUUAAUAAUAUGAAUUUCUUAUGCUUUUUUUAUAUUGAAAUUAUUAUUAUAGAUGUUUUGUGUUUAAUGAGUAUUUUAUAAUUUAUGAUAUUAAGAAUUUAUUUCAUGAAUAAAUUAGUAAUCAAAA